Fimicolochytrium jonesii is the source of this 1934-nucleotide messenger RNA. Its product is annotated as EAP30/Vps36 family-domain-containing protein. The record is from RefSeq and is a predicted model, not a curated record. Gene Ontology annotation, biological process: protein transport to vacuole involved in ubiquitin-dependent protein catabolic process via the multivesicular body sorting pathway. NCBI's taxonomy places the organism in Eukaryota, Fungi, Chytridiomycota, Chytridiomycetes, Spizellomycetales, Powellomycetaceae. Gene Ontology annotation, molecular function: phosphatidylinositol-3-phosphate binding; ubiquitin binding. Gene Ontology annotation, cellular component: late endosome membrane; ESCRT II complex. The transcript is spliced from 10 exons. The coding region runs from base 185 to 1678 and encodes 497 amino acids.
CAAAUCCAUAGGAGACGCGUCGAAGUUCGAAGUGCUCAAAUGCUCAGAAGGAACUCUCAAUUGAAUGGAGUAGGCCGGCGUCGCUGGACACCUUCGGAAACCCUGCGUAACAAUCAAGCAAAGUGAGCAGCGUCAGACAGCUCAGCUUAUUCUCAGCUGCUGAAGUUGGUCAGCGACUUUGGGCAUGCAAAACUUUGCGGAGCUCCAGCUCACCGCUGCUCACCGUCCAACAUUACUGCCGCGGGAGACGAUCUCCGUACUGCAGAAGGAGGUGGGCUUAUAUGAAGGGAAAGUGCGCCUGCAGGAACACGAUAGUGGGGUAGCUUUCGUCACAACACACAGACUGCUAUGGGUGGACGAUGCUCGUGAUACGGGGCUGCAGCUACCCUUGUCCAUAGUCCAGGAUGUAGACUCUGCGGCUGGAAUAUGGAAAGCUUCGUCUCCGAAAAUCACAUUGACUCUCGCUGGAAGACCUGGCAGUGGCUCCGCGCGCCUAACCGCAACUGCCGAGGCGAGGGCUACUUUAGAUGGAGGGAGGGACGGUUCAUCCUUCCGGCCGUGGACAUGCGAGAUUUGCGCCCAAGAGAACACGCGGGAGCCUGUGAAAUGCGAGCUCUGUGGAGUCCAGAGGACUGUCCCGCCGAACGAAAGCAUUGAUGCCUCUGCCAGCGCAGAUGGCCGCUCAGAUUCCCCCGUGCGGAGCCAGAAACGAUGCCCCGCUUGCACCUUCCUUAAUCAUGCCGCCCUACCAUACUGCGAGAUGUGCCAAGCACCUUUACCUGCUGAUAGGAACGACAGUGUGCCGAACCCUGAGCCUGCAAGUCCAUCCAUCGCCUCCAUAAAGCUGUCGUUCCGCAACGGAGGCAUGUCAGAAUUCCUCAAGGCUCUGAAAGCUUCGCUGGUCGAGAAGGCGUGGGAGCGGGAUGUACCAGAAGAAAAACCUCUGCGCAGUGCUCCUUUACAGCCAUCACCGGGUCUUGGCGGAAUCACGAGCAUUAUUCGAUCUGUUGAGCAAAGUAACCAGCGGACGGGGGAUACGCUUGGAGAAGCCUUCACUGACCUGGAUGCAUUGAUGGCCAAGGCAGCGGACAUGGUGCGCUUGGCUGAGGACAUCAGCACAAAACUUGCGCAGACGAGCACCCCAUCAGGCGAUGAGUCCUCGGAAAUGGUGGCUUUCCGUUCAUACCUGAUAGACUUAGGGAUAUCCAGCCCGGUGACCAAAAAAUCAACCGGAAACCUAUAUACGAAGCAACUAACGCGGCAGUUAGCGGAUUUCUUGGAGAAAGUGCUAGCAAAGCAUGGUGGCAUGAUAGCCCUGACGGACCUCUACUGUCUCUUCAACCGCGCCAGGGGAACAGCUCUAAUAUCACCAAAUGAUCUGCGCACAUGCUGCAAUACAUUCGAGGAAUUACGACUUCCGUACCGUGUCAGAAAGUUUGACAGUGGUCUCUUGGUAGUGCAGUCUAGCAAUCAUCGGGACGAGGAAGUCAUAGCCCGCGUUCAUGCACAUGUCCGUGCCGCUAAAGACGGACUUCAGGCCCAGGACCUUGCCACAUUGGAGCAUGUGUCUGUUGUGCUGGCAGCGGAACAGCUUUCGAUGGCUGAAAGUCAUGGGGUUAUAUGUCGGGAUGAUACGAUAGAGGGGUUACGAUUCUUUCAUAAUAUCAUGGUUGAUUGAUUGAGAACGUAAAUAGGAGCACAUUGAGACAAUUGAAUGUAAACUAAGAUGUGCUGGAUGACGAGGACGUCAAGGGAGAGAUUGUUUUAGUCGGGUAAUCUUGAUAUAGGUGUUCGCGAUCAGCGUAUAGUGAAAGAGGAAGGUACUGUAGGAAUACUCCGUGACGUGAGCGGUCAAUCGUGCCUGGACCCUGUCAAAUGGAGCCCAACAACCUUAAACCCGGUAAAGCUUUAUCACGCCUGCAAUAAAUCUGCAC